This is a messenger RNA of Struthio camelus australis, 4509 nucleotides long. NCBI's taxonomy places the organism in Eukaryota, Metazoa, Chordata, Aves, Struthioniformes, Struthionidae. The record is from RefSeq and is a predicted model, not a curated record.
GUACCUGGAGUGCCAUCAGAUGAUUCACCUUCAAGUAGCAUCAGUAAAAAUUCUUUUGGAUGCUUUCAAAGGAGAUCAUCGUUCUGAAGAACUUUCAACUUUUAUUUGCAACAGCCGCUCUGGAUUAGCAUCUGGAUUUCACUUCUGGUGUUCUGUGUAUGCUACCACUACAGAAUUCCCUAUUGCAGCACCUUCUCUUAACAUCACUCCCAAAACGUAUAGACACAUAAUUAUGUGUCUGCAUUUUAAUGAACCCUUGUAGCUGUAUUUGAAUGCUUUAAAAUCACUGUAUAGCAGAGUUAUAAAAGCAUUAAGGUUUUUUUUUUUCAUGCAGUGUAAGGUAGAUAUGUUUUUCAUAUGCUAGAAAAGCUAGUACCUUUCUGGGCAGUAUGACAGUAUUAUAUAUGAAUUAGAGCUACUUCUGGAUCAUCUGCUCAAGUUCCACUGUGACCUCUUAGUGUUUAUUAAAUAAAUAGUUAUUGAUAAAUUUUUAAGAUCUUGAAACCUGACUUUGAUAAAAUAAUCAUGUACCUAAUAUAGUAUUUCCAUGCCAAAGCAACAGUGAUGACUGGCUGUGUAAAAUAAUGUUUUUAGCAAACCCUUUUAAUCUAAAAUGAGUCUAGUAUUUCUGAUCAUUUAGUAAUUAUUUAAAAUUUUAAUUUUCCAGAGAAUGAAAUGAUGUCCUGACCCUGCUAUAAAAAUUUGUUUUAUAGGCAUUUGCUUCACAUGAUUUAAAAUGAAGUCCUAAAUAACGAAUUUACAUUUGAAUGUUAAAUUACUGAUGCCAAUAUAUAAACAUAAUAAUCCUACUCAGAUAAUAAUUAAUCUUAAACUGGUAAUAAAGGAAGUUUAGCUUUGUGGAAAUUUUGUUUGUAGCAGACUGAACUUUGCUACAAGUCUGAUACUGGAAGUGUCGGAAAUGAAGUUCUAAGAUAGCUUAGUUUUAUGUAAGAAAGUUGGGCAAUAGGUAACUCCCAUUUUUUAUACUGUGUAUGUUUUAUGGGCUUUAAAGAAUAAAGUGGUGUUUAUUCUUUUAUUAGUUAAGAAAUACUAUUUUGAUCUCUAUUUUUAAAUUGAUAAGAAAACACCUGGUAUAGUUAUUGGCAUUUGCUAAUAUUUAGUAUUACAGUUAUUGCACAAACCACAUUGUUUAAAGCCAAACUUACACAGCAAUGAGAAAUGUCUAAAAGACCUCAAGUCCAUAUUUUUGUUGGAGCACCCAGUAUUCCAAGUCAGCUGGAGGUGUCAGAACAUAGUAGCUCAGUGCCUGCUGCUGAAAAAUGGAGAGAACUCCACUGUUCAUGUGAUAGACGCGGUCUUUUUUCUGAAAAAUGCAAAAGUACUGACUGUUUAGUGUUUCAGGCUGAAAGAUCUACGAUCACAGCCGCUCCUACAAAUGUUUACUGCUCCCAGCUAUCUGAACAGAGGAGCUUAACGGUAGCAGGAGAGUAUUUGACGACAUCUGUAACUUUGGAAACCAAUGCCAGUACUCCUAAGAUGAUUGGCAGUUUAAUUUACUCUGGUUGUCAAUUAUCUAAAGAUAGAGACACGCACACAAACAUAAAUCAGGCUGCAGAUCAACACCUUCCUCAACAGUUUGGAAGACUGGACAAGUGGGAUGCAAAAUGGUCACAUGGCUGUUGUUCCUUCCCCACUGAAGGAAAAGCCAGUUAUUUGGAAGUUAACCGCGCUGACAUUUCUGAUUUAGUUGCCUCUACUAAGCAGAUUAGCAUACAUCUGAGGUCUGUGCGAAAAGACGUUCAAUCAGAUCAUAUAAGUGAUUGCCACGAACAUCUAAGUCGAUAUCUGGAUAUGUGUUCCCCCCUAAAUCAAGAGUCAAAACCAAAAGGAGAACUAAGCGAUUGUUCAAACCUUGCGGUGUCAACUGAUACUGAAUUUCAUAGUAUAAUGACUUCAAGUCAGAUGGCUGUUUUUGCACAAGAUCGCUUUAAGAAACAGAAUGAGAUGCAGAAAAGAACCAUGAAACUACUGGAAACAGAAGCAGGGAAUAAACAUGAAGAAAGGCAAUAUGAACACCGCAGUCUUAAUUCUGAUGUCAGAACAUGUCAUACUGUGGCUGAAGAUGCAUGUGAACAAGUAUACGAGUCUACAAAUUCUCUUGAACUUUUUAAUUCUGAGAGUGAUGGCAGAACCUUUUGUUUUGACGCGACAAAAAGAGAGGAAAAACCGUUGAGCUCAGGAAUACUGUGCUCCCAAGUAAGCAGUUCUCAUAACAGCUCUUCUAAAAGAGUCUGCACGUCUGAAGACUCUCUUUAUAUUUUUCACUCAGCAUGUAAAAGGCAGCUGAAAUCAAAGAGAGCUAAACUGAAUUCUUCUCCAGCUGGUCCUGGAAUGAGGAUGGAUCAAGAGAGGAUGACAGAGGUCAAGAAACUUCAAAAGCGUCUUCUGUCACUACUUAAGAAUUGCUGCUGCAAAAAUCAAAAGUACAAUGUUUUGGUUGCAAUAGUACAUCCCUGUCAUAUUAAAGAAUUACAGAUAAAGACAAGACCCAAAUCUUCAUCUAAAGUUCCUAUAGCAACAAUUGUAGUUACUGACCAGUCCAAAAUCGAGAGAAAAGUUGUGCUGUGGCGUGCUGCUGCGUUUUGGUCACUCACUGUGUUUCCUGGGGAUGUCGUACUACUUACAGAUAUCAUUAUGUAUGAGAAUCUCUGGUGUGGAGAAAUCCUGCUGCAAUCUACAUGUACCAGUCAGUUACUGAAUCUGGGAAACUGCUCAGCUCUCAACACAAAAGAAUUUCAUCAUAUAGUGGAUGUCGGUGUUCUGCAUGGUUUAUUGGCCUACAUAUCGUCAGAAUUUCCCCACUUUGGAGACCUUCCAUGUAGAGAAGUUCAGAGAUUGGAUAGUGUUCAGCAUGUUCAGCUAGACCAGCUUCAGUCAAAUACGUUGGUUCACUUAGUUUUAAAAAUUAUCAGCAUCGCCAUAUUAACAGAAUCUGUGUACAGCUACAAAGGGGGCAGCCAAAGAAAAGUUAUUUUAACAGUAGAACAGAACAGAGAUCAACAUUAUAGGAUGGUGCUGUGGGGAGCAGGGGCAGCCUGGUGCCCUCAGCUUCAGAAGAGAAAAGAUCACAUAUGGGACUUUAAAUACCUUCUUGUCCAGCAUAGUUCCGUCUCAGGUGACUUUGAACUGCACACAACUCCAUGGUCAUCCUGUGAGUGCUUGUUUGAUGAUGACAAAAGGGCAAUUGAAUUUAAAGAAAGGUUUCAGAAAAACAAAACGUCGCUCAUGAAAAUGACAAAUCUCUCGGCACAUUUGGAGGAAAAAUGCUCAGGAGUGAUUCAACUGAAAGCCCAUAUCUUAGAGUUGAAGUUUACAGUUUCAACGGGCCAGUACAGUCAACUCAUCUUCCAUUCCAGCACUUCCCUGGAUAGUGUUUUGGCUUCUCUGCCUAUGAUUACCUAUUCAGGUUGUGCUAAAUGUGGUUCAGAACUACAGGCAGAUGAGAACAAGAUCUACAAGCAAUGCGUUAGAUGUUUGCCGUACAACAAAGUAAAAACAUUCUACAGACCUGCUUUGAUGACAGUCGAAGAUGGAGGAUAUGAAAUCUAUGUUCACGUGGUGUCUGAGUUGAUGGAAAAAAUCUUCCUCAAUAUACCUGCAGACUGGCUGAACAGAUUAGUAGUGCCCUCCUCAGGUGUAACCUACAGCAUAAUAGUAGCAGAUCUGUGUCAUUCGCUGCUAGCAGAUACAGAAGCAUCCUAUUUGUUGGAAAUUAGGAGCCGUUUUGUGCUAGAUGAAAACAGCUGUCCUUUGCAAAAGGAUUUCCAUCUGCUGAAUUUUCAUCCUGAUCUCUGAAGCAUUGACCUCUGCAAUAACUGGUUAACAGACUGUAUGAACAAGCAGAUUGCAAAUAGGAAAAGGAAAAUGAAUUAGCUCAAGGAAGCAAAUCAAAAUACAAGAAAGAAUUUUAUAUUUAAUUUAUUCAAAAACCAAAGGGACUGGUAUGGAAUGUCUGCUAAUUGUAUGUACUGCUACUGUACUACUGAUUAAUUAUCACAAAAUAUAUUUUUAUACAUAUGAUUUUAUCUUAAUAAAAACCUCUUACUGAUAUCUCACUUUGGCUCUUCUCUCCAGGGGCAGCUCUCUAGUGUUGAGAGACUGUGAACUCUCGUGGAUAUGGCAGAUUGGAGGGAGAUAGUUGCAAUUCUGUGGUAUCAUUUUAGUUCUAAGAUUUCCUUCUAUGUUUGUCUUAUGCUGCGUCUUCUCCCUAACUUGGGAAUUUCUUUGAACUUGCUCUCCUGUUGUGGUUGCUUUUCUUGUUUGAACAGCAGAAUUUUUGUUAUUUUUCUCCAGUGAUUUUGCUGUUGCUGUCUUCUCUUGUAAAAUAGCUCUAUUUCAUUGAGAAACUAAUUUUGUUUAGCUAGAAGUUGUCACACCGAUUUAGCUAAUCUACUUAAAACCUCUUUUAAUUAAAUCAAUACAUUCUUUCAUGGACCCCUUAAAUCAUUGAGUUGUUGUAUGUGUUAUUAAAGCAUAAGCUGGCCAAUA